UUCUCCUGCCCGGGAACAGCGGCGGGAUGGGCCGGGAUGGGCUGGGAUCAUCCUGCCCCGAAGCACAAAGCCAGCCCCAAAGGCCUUCUCCAGCCCUGGAUCCCUCUUUUGCCCCCGAAUCCAUCCUCCACCCCUGAAUCUUUCCUCUCUUUGAGUCCCUUCUCCAUCCCUGAAUCCCUUCUCCAUCCCUGAAUCCCUUCUCCAUCCCUGAAUCCUUUCUCCAUCCCUGAAUCCCUCUUCUACCCCCAAAUCCUUUCUCCGUCCCCGAAUCCCUUCUCUGUCCCCAAAUCCCUUCUCCACCCCUGAACCCUUUUCUCCAUCCCUAAAUCCUUUCUCCAUCCUUUCUCCAUCCCUGAAUCCCUCUUCUGCCCCCAAAUCCCUUCUCCAUCCCCGAAUCCUUUCUCCAUCCCCGAAUCCGUUCUCCAUCCCUGAAUCCCUCUUCUGCCCCCAUAUCCCUUCUGCCCCCAAAUCUCUUCUCCAUCCCUGAAUCCUUUCUCCAUCCCUGAAUCCCUGUUCUGCCCCCAAAUCUCUUCUCCCUCCCUGAAUCCCUUCUCCAUCCCCGAAUCCUUUCUCCAUCCCUGAAUCCCUUCUCGAUCCCUGAAUCCCUCCUCUGCCCCCAAAUCCCUUCUGCCCCCAAAUCCCUUCUCCAUCCCUGAACCCUUCCUCUGGUCGUGAGUCUGUUCUCCAUCCCUGAAUCCCUUCUCUAUCCCUGAAUCCCUUUUCCAUCCCUGGAUCCUUCCUCUGUACCUAAGUCCCUUCUCCAUCCCCAAAUCCCUUCUCUACAAGGAUGAGCAAGGGCCCAAUUCCCUUCCUUGGGGCGAAGAGUUUGGGGCUCAAAAUGAAACGGGGACGAGCUGCAUCCCCAAAUCCCUCCACAAACAGCCUCAGGGAGGGAAUUUGGGUCUAAAUCCCAUCACAAGGGGCUGGAAAACGAAAUGGGGAUGAGCUGCAUCCCCAAAUCCCUCCACAAACAGCCUCAAGGAGGGAAUUUAGGGCUGAAAACAGGGAUAGGAACCAACUGGUGCCCAAACCCUCCACAAACAGCCUCGGGGAGGGAAUUUGGGUCUAAAUCCCAUCAUGAGGGGCUGGAAAACGAAAUGGGGACGAGCUGCAUCCCCGAAUCCCUCCACAAAGAGCCUCAGGGAGGGAAUUUAGGGCUGAAAACAGGGAUAGGAACCAACUGGAGCCCAAACUCCCUCCACAAACAGCCUCAGGGAGAGAAUUUGGGGCUCAAAAUGCAAUUAGGGAUAAACUGGAGCCCAAACCCCCUCCACAAACAGCCUCAGGGAGGGAAUUUGGGUCUAAAUCCCAUCAUGAGGGGCUGGAAAAUGAAGCAGGGACGAGCUGCAUCCCCAAACCCCUCCACAAACAGCCUCAGGGAGGGAAUUUGGGGCUCAAAAUGCAAUUAGGGACCAACUGGAGCCCAAACCCCCUCCACAAACAGCCUUGGGGAGGGAAUUUGGGUCUAAAACCCAUCACAAGGGGCUGGAAAACGAAAUGGGGAUGAGCUGCAUCCCCAAAUCCCUCCACAAAGAGCCUCAGGGAGGGAAUUUAGGGCUGAAAAUGGGGAUAGGAACCAACUGGAGCCCAAACCCCUCCACAAACAGCCUCAGGGAGGGAAUUUGGGGCUGAAAACGGGGAUAGGAACCAACUGGAGCCCAAACCCCUCCACAAACAGCCUCGGGGAGGGAAUCUGAGGGCUCAAUCCCUUCCCAAGGCGCUGCCAAACAACCCCAAACCCCCCAAACCUUUGAGCCCCCCAUUGCUCCGGGGACCCCCCCAUCGCCCUGGGGACCCCCCCCACCUUGUACUCGCCGGCGGCCGCCUCGAGGGGCACGAGGACGUGCGCGCGGUGGCGGUGGGAGAUCUCGCACAGGAGGCACACGGGGGCCUGGUCGUCGCGGCAGAAGCGAGCCAGGGCUUGGCCGUGAAGCGGGCACCGGGUGCCCUCGGCCGCUUUCCUUUUGGCACCGCGGAGCUUGCGCGCCGCUUCCACCAGAUUGCCGAGCUGCCGGUUGGGGCGCAGAGCGCGGCGCCGGCAGGUUUUGCGGCACACGGGGCACGGGAAGUCGCGGAGCAGCUCUGCCCACCAGCGCGUGAUGCAGCCGCGGCAGAAGUUGUGGCCGCACUCGAGGAGAACGGGAUCCUGCAGCCCCAGCAGAGCGGGGCGCGGUAAGACCCGCCCCCUUCUCGGAGCCGGCCAAUGGGGAGCGCCGGCCCCGCCCACCCGGAGGGGGCGCGGCCAAUCGGGAGCGCGAUGGCGGCGCCGGUGAAAGACCGGGAGGUGCUGCAGAGGCUCAGCUUCCUGUUCCAGGCCGCGCACUGGGUGCUGCCCCACAGCCCCGCGCUUGCCCGCUUCUACUGCAGCAUCCAGCGCGGGACCGCGCGCCGCCUCGUCCUGCGCCUAUCCCCCUCGGUGAAGCGCGUCGUGUGCCGCCGCUGCUGCUCCCUGCUGCUGCCCGGGGCUGGGGGGUGCCUGCGCCUGCGAGGUCGGGGCCAGCCCCGCACCGUGCUGCGGUGCCGGAGCUGCGGCCGCCACCGCCGGUACCUCUGCCGGGAGCCCCCCAUCCUGGAGACCCCCCCCUUGGAGACCCCCACUUUGGAGCCCCCCCCACUGGAGCAAGCCCCGGCCCCAGGGGACCCCCAAGGAUAAACCCUGCCCAGCAACAGAGCGGCGACAUGAGCUCGGAUUGGUCCCCGCAGAAGCGGCCUGUACCCAAUCAGAAAACGCCGUUUGCGGAAAUAAAGCUGCCUUUAUUCCAUA
Strigops habroptila (Kakapo) is the source of this 2764-nucleotide messenger RNA. It is a transcript of the gene RPP21, whose product is annotated as ribonuclease P/MRP subunit p21. The coding region runs from base 2204 to 2653 and encodes 149 amino acids. The transcript has 6 exons. Gene Ontology annotation, cellular component: nucleolar ribonuclease P complex. The record is from RefSeq and is a predicted model, not a curated record. NCBI's taxonomy places the organism in Eukaryota, Metazoa, Chordata, Aves, Psittaciformes, Psittacidae. Gene Ontology annotation, biological process: tRNA processing.